AUGGCUAUCAACUUUGUCUCGGCCAGUACUCUUCUUUCUUCUUCCAUCCUCCUCCUCCUCAUCUCCUCCGCCUCCUCCAUCAGCUCCGGCAAUGUUCUAAAACCUGAAGAUAGACUUCGCGCUGGGGAACACUUAUCAAUCGGCAACUACAAAUUUGCAAUGCAAAGAGAUUGCAAUCUUGUGUUAUAUGAAAAUGAAACCGUUCUUUGGGCAUCAAAAACGCAAGGAGUAGGCACGAAUUGUAACCUGUAUUUUCGUGGCAAUGGUGAGCUUCUCAUCAUCUCUGGCUUAGGAAGCCCAGUGUGGAGAAGCGAGACAGGGGGGGCAUAUGGAAACUACGAACUUGUUCUUCAACCAAAUGGUAAUGUUGUGAUCUACGCAAGUACAGUAUGGUCUACAGGCACUUCUUCUCCAGUUAGAUCUAUCCAUGCGCCACCUUCAAAGAGCCUCAUCAACAAUCCCUAG
Dendrobium catenatum is the source of this 465-nucleotide messenger RNA. RefSeq names its product mannose-specific lectin-like. The record is from RefSeq and is a predicted model, not a curated record. Bases 1 to 465 code for a protein of 154 amino acids. The transcript has a single exon. NCBI's taxonomy places the organism in Eukaryota, Viridiplantae, Streptophyta, Magnoliopsida, Asparagales, Orchidaceae.